UGAAGCCAUGAACAAUAAUGCCAACAUUCACCAUUUCUUCAUCAAUUUGGCCGGCAACCCAAACACCUUUCUUUCCUCAACUUCAUCGACCAAUCAAAUUUCUGUUAUCCCCAAAACAAUGUUUCUUCACUUUUGGAGAAGAAAAAGCUGAAUGUUUGCUGACAAACAAUGAUUUCCUCAGGCAAAUGGAUGAUAAUUGGAGCCGGCAUUGCUCUCUCAAUUGCGAUACUCAUUACUUCAUGGAACCUAUGGAGGUCAAGGUUCAAAUCAAAUUCCUCGCAAGAGGAGGAAAAGAAAAAUAAGUCCAAAGAAUUGAUACUUGAUGAGUAUACUUGUAAAAAAAUCCCAGUAAAGGAGAUUUAUUCUGCGACAAAUAAUUUGAAUGCUUUGAACUUCAUUGGGCAGGGAAUUGCAGGAAAGGUAUACAAAGGAGUUCUUUCGAACGGUUGGCAUGUUGCCAUUAAGCACAUAAUUAAGGACGGAUAUGUCGAAACAUUUGUGAGAGAAGUGACUAGCUUAUCACAUGUUAGACACCGAAACCUUGUGAGUUUGCGAGGCUAUUGUGAAGAAGCAGAAGAAUGUUUUCUUGUUUAUGAGCUUUGCCCUAAUGGAAAUCUAUCCGAGUGGCUAUUUGGAAAGGAUAAAUUUCUUUCAUGGCUUCAGAGAGUUGAUAUUGCUUUCGAUUGCGCUCGUGGUCUUCAGUUUCUUCACACAUAUCGUGAAGGUUGCAUUGUUCAUCGUGACAUCAAGCCAACAAACAUUCUACUAGGACCAGAUUUUGAAGCUAAACUAUCAGACUUCGGGUUGUCGAAAGUCAUUGACCACGGUUUAUCACAUGUUAGCUCUGAAGUAAGAGGUACAUUCGGCUAUGUCGAUCCCGAAUACAGACAGAACCGACACGUAAACGCUGCUGGGGACGUAUAUAGCUUCGGAAUAGUCCUACUUCAGAUUCUUUCAGGAAUGAGAGUACUAAAUCUGAAUGUGAUGAAGCCAAUGCCAUUAGAGAAGACGGCAAAGCAUAUAGUAGAAGGUGGAAAUAUUGCUGAAUUUGCAGACCCAAAAUUGUAUGGUGAGUACUCAAAGGAUGCAUUUGAGAUGGUUCUCAAUUUAGCCCUGUCAUGCACUUCAUACAAACAGCAGAGACCAUCAAUGGAACAGGUCAUGAAAAAAUUAGAAAAAGCUCUGGAACUUUCGUUGAGAGAAAGUGCAAUGCAUCGAAUAAGCAUUUCUUCAGAUCGUCCUUUGGUCGGGAAAACUCCGUAUUCUGAUGGUUUUGGUUUUCUGCAAAAAUAGAAGAAUUGAAAUUCGGCAUGUAACAGUACAGAGAUGAUCUUCACUUCACACAAUAUACAUAGUGAGGAUUUCCAUGCCGCCAGAAGAAGUAGUAGCUAUUUGCAGAAUAGAGCUCUUCUUAGACUUGAAUUGAUUUGAAGAUUCCUUUCUUCAUUUAUCACCCGGGGGUUUAAAUGCACCGACAUUUCGCUUUCCCUUGUCUUUUAUUAAUUGACAUAAGCUCAUGAAGCAGUGUAUCUUUA
This is a messenger RNA of Dioscorea cayenensis subsp. rotundata (Guinea yam), 1535 nucleotides long. RefSeq names its product probable receptor-like protein kinase At2g42960. NCBI's taxonomy places the organism in Eukaryota, Viridiplantae, Streptophyta, Magnoliopsida, Dioscoreales, Dioscoreaceae. The record is from RefSeq and is a predicted model, not a curated record. Gene Ontology annotation, biological process: protein phosphorylation. Gene Ontology annotation, molecular function: protein kinase activity; ATP binding.